Messenger RNA from Fraxinus pennsylvanica, 2049 nucleotides. Lineage: Eukaryota; Viridiplantae; Streptophyta; Magnoliopsida; Lamiales; Oleaceae. The record is from the annotation of a GenBank genome assembly.
AUGUCGUCAAGAAAAGGAGGCUACAGAAGAGGAAAACAAGAGAAAUUUCAUCAUCAAGAUCGCCAAAUUGAUGAAAAUUGGACUGUCAGACCCGUUGAUGAUCAUGAGCAUGUUCGAGAGUCCCAAGAAAUAGUCUCCACACCAGAACCUGAUAAUCUUGAAUCGACCUCAUCAUCUGCAGUACCAUUACUAGUACCGGAAUCUAUUUCAAGAUAUCAAAAAGGGGCUCAAAGUAGGAGGAAUUCUAGGUGGGCUAACCGAAAUCGGGUUGCCCAAAUGGGAAAAUCUCAGGUUGUGAGGAAAGCUGAGUUGGGUUUCGCGAAAGAAGAGGACUCUGCGGGUAGUUUUGACCCAACACUGAACCUUGAUCUGAAAAAUGAUAAAAAUGAGGUGAAUAAGGAAAAUAAAGAAAAAGAAGAGGAAAGCAUUGGAGGGUCUCGUUUGAAAGAAGAAAAUGAAGUGGUUGAUGUAGGAAAAAGGUUAGAGGAGCUGAGAAUAGGUGUUCAAGAGCCAGAGUUGUCGGAAGAGCAGCUGAAGCUUAAUGAUCAGUUGCAGGAGGAUGAGUUACUAGCUCUGGAGUCUAUUUACGGUGAUAACAUUUUCAUUUUAGACAAACAAAAUGAGCUACGGUCUUUCCAGAUUUAUAUACAUAUUGAAGUGCCCAGUGCAAUUAUGAUUACUACAAACUUGAAAUCCCAUGAUACCCAUGAAAGACGAGAUGGCGAUUCUUCAAAGUUCUCAUACUCUUUCAAAGUUGAGCAUCUCCAGCCAAUUCUAUUGACUUGUUUGUUGCCGAAAUCAUAUCCGAGCCACCAUGCUCCUUACUUUACUAUCUCUGUUCAGUGGUUGGAGUCUAAAAAAAUUUCGGAUCUCUGCUUCAAGCUUGAAUCAAUUUGGAAGGAACAGCCUGAGCAGGAGGUUAUAUACCAAUGGGUAGAAUGGUUACAUAGUUCUACCCUCUCUUAUCUGGGUUUUGAUCAUGAAAUAGUUCUUGGUCCUUAUGGUGUAAUAAGACAUACUGAAGAUAAACGCGCGAUUUCUCACAGCAUCUCCCCAGAUGUUGAUAUUCCUUCAAUGAAGAGUUACAAUGAUGAACAGCAUAAUGAGAACUUCUUCAGAAACAUCCAUGAGUGCUGCAUCUGUUUCAGCGAGUUUCAUGGUUCUGAGUUCAGUAGAUUACCAUGCCAGCACUUCUUUUGCAACAUAUGCAUGAAAACUUAUGCUGACAUGCAUAUAAAGGAAGGAACAAUACUGAAACUUAAAUGCCCAGAUACAAAAUGUGGGGGAAUGAUUCCACCUGGUUUGCUGAAACGAUUACUCGGGGAAAACGAGUUUGGACGGUGGGAGUCACUUAUGUUACAAAAAACAUUGGAAUCGAUGUCUGAUGUGGUUUACUGCCCAAGAUGUGAAACAGCCUGCUUAGACGAUGAAGAUCAACAUGCACAAUGCUCCAAGUGCUUCUAUAGCUUUUGUACACUUUGCAGAGAGAAACGUCAUGUAGGCGUUGCAUGUAUGACACCGGAAAUGAAACUGCUUAUUUUGCAGGAGCGACAGAAUUCAUCACUGCUGAAAGGUGAUCAAAGGCGCCUCGAGAAAGAAAUGAUCAAUGAGCUUCUUAGUGUCAAGGAAAUAAAUCGUUUUGCAAAGCAAUGCCCUUCUUGUAAGAUGGCUAUCUCACGAACUGAAGGAUGCAACAAGAUGGUGUGUAAUAAUUGUGGGCAGUAUUUCUGCUAUCGCUGUAAUAAGGCAAUUGAGGGAUAUGAGCAUUUCAGGGAUGGAAAUUGUGAACUUUUCCCGGCAGAAGAGAUUCAGAUGUGGGAGGAGAGGAUGAAUGCUCGCCAAGUUGUGGGUCAGAUUCAAGCCCAAUUGUUUGUUGACCGUGGUCAUUCAUGCCCUAAUUGUGGUCAACUCAAUGCAAAGGUUGGCAAUAACAAUCACAUAUUUUGCUGGGCAUGUCAAAAUCACUAUUGCUACUUGUGUAGAAAGAUGGUGAGACGCAGCUCGCAGCACUAUGGACCCAAGGGUUGCAAGCAACACAGUGUCGGAUAA